This is a messenger RNA of Pseudocercospora fijiensis CIRAD86, 2435 nucleotides long. RefSeq lists its product as uncharacterized. The transcript is spliced from 2 exons. The record is from RefSeq and is a predicted model, not a curated record. Lineage: Eukaryota; Fungi; Ascomycota; Dothideomycetes; Mycosphaerellales; Mycosphaerellaceae. Bases 1447 to 1647 code for a protein of 66 amino acids.
UGAAACAGAGCGUGCUGCCAAUGCUUUACGCCAGACCUCAGGACACACGGAUGAGUCGUCCAUAUAGCUGCUCAUACCACCACCUAGCAUAGCCUCCUUCUUGGUCACCACCACACACAACACACCAUAGCUCCCCUCGCCGGAUUCACUGAACGGCGACCACAUCUCAGGCCUCGACAACUGCAUCCGACCACUUCCACUAGUCACCAAAUCACCCUGGUUCAUCGCCUCCAGCUCUCCACAUGACGUGCGUUCUUCCCCCAACUCCUUCCUGGCACCAUUUCAACGACCAUCUCCCAUGGUUACCAAUGAAUCCUGACACGGCGUCUUCGCAACCGUCGCUGGAUCGCGCACCAUCGCAAGGUUAUGUAUCUCCAGGAUCAGAGACCAGGAAAUCCUCCACCAGCUCCGGGAAGAAGCGAGCAUCUCGCGCAGGCACACGGAGUGUAACCACUCUAUCUGCAGCUCAGCUCGAACGGAAACGUGCCAAUGACAGAGAAGCCCAGCGAGCGAUCCGGCAACGGACCAAAGACCAUAUUGAUCACCUCGAAAGGACAGUGAAUGACCUACGAGGAAGCCAGGAGCAGAGCGAGAAGAUAGUCCAUGCAACCCAACAAAGGAAUCGCGAGCUCGAGGAUGAGAACGCUUACCUUCGAAGUAAGCUCAACGAAGCAGGCUUUAACAUGAACCUUAUGGCAGACAACCAGCGUUCAUCAGAAUCUACCAUGCUCUCAGUGCCCUCGACGUCCCCAGGAACAGCCUCCGGCUCCAGUAUCCCUAGACCCGGGUCGACCUCGACACCCAGUAAUCAUUCCGUAACCACACAAUCCUCGGGAUCGCGACACGGGUCGUGGCAACAUCAAGCCGGAUUUGUUGGUACAGCAAUGGGACUUCCCAGCGCCGCUGCAGUUGCCAAUGCGCCCAACAUGACCACAUGGAGAUCGCACGAGAGUGCUCAGAGCCUACAAACACCAGGAGGGAGCAUACAGGAUUCACUCCAGACCCAGACCGGCGCACCAUACCACCACGGGGAAUAUGCAAACCCAUCAUCAUACCAGUAUGUAAGCCAGGACCAGCAGCGCCCACAGUAUGAGACUGCGCCGGCGCACCAGCAGCCAAACUACCAGGCUUCGGCGGUUCAGCCGUACAAUGCUUCUGCAGCGCCUCAGCCGUCGACGUACCAAACAGGUCUGACCCCGCAAAGUGAAUUUCCCAGCUUGUCUGUAUCCACAAGCCCAAGCACAUAUGCACAGCCGAGCUUUCAGCAGCCAGCGUCGUUCCAAGUGUCGCCGCUGCAGGUUCCAGCAAGCGCGACAGAGUAUACUUCUCCGCACGGACAGAUGCAGCCUCCACCGCUUCCUCCCAAUCCCUCAUUUCACCCGAGUGGCAGCGAACAGAACUACGGUCCCGGCCAAGCAGCUCCCGCAAUGCAAUACCGAGAUGAAAAUGCCAGCCGCUCCUACUCGCUCAGUCACUAUUCAACAGCCUAGGCCCCGCUGUCAUCCCAACCCUGCAGGAUGGUUCGACGGGCAUCAUGCUGGCAUCUGGUGCCCAACCAAACCGGACGCCUACUUGCCGAACCUCCAGUCGCCAAACGACCUUUCCGGCGAUGUCAACCACGACGAUGCCAUGAUCGACGCAAUCUAACACUGGAACGCGCAUCUCAAGGCUCCGCUACUACUAGGGAAGCAUGGGCACGGUCCAUCCGGAUGGACUUACCCGUCACAUUGCAGCGCCAGGAUUGCAUACAGCAUUUUGACCUGUCUGGUAUGAAACAUUGUUUGCCCCAGCUCUGCACAGUAGUGUGCAGUGCCCCGCGCAGGGCACAAGCUCUCCGAACAGCCAGGUUGUCACAACGGCGACACAGAAACAGCCCGGCGGCGGCGGCGAUCAUGAUAGUGCGCAGUUGAACUCUAUCAGGGCCGGGCCUGCCCUGUACGGUCGAGUGAAGCGACACGCGGACCCGGAUUGGAGGCCCCGAACAUUUUCCGCUGCUAGCGCUCCCGCCGGGGAUCGGGAGUGACAGGCGCGCUCCAGUCACCACCCAUCAAACUUUAUCCCGAUCGCUGGUCCAUUUCUCCACACUGCUGCCAAGCUGGCCUACCUUCCGCCACCAUGAGGACUGCCCUCUCUGGUCUGUCCAUUGCGACGCGACAAAGAGCAUUUGCUUGCUCCUUACGAUGAUGAAUUAGCAAGAAUCACGACAGACUGCGAUGUUUUUCUGCUGUACUAUUAUCUCCUUAUGUACUAUGCAUUGCAUCAAGAUCUCGUUCUUAACGGCGUUGACAUCAAGACGGCAUGAGACUGAGACACAGUACCAGCUUCCACAGGCGGGGUUAAUCAGAUGAUAUUUUGCUGUCGCUAUGUACUGUACUAUCCAAUAUUCCCAAAAUCAAGUUAUAAUCGCUACUGUAAAUGAAUACUCAUUUCCACCA